Messenger RNA from Chrysochloris asiatica (Cape golden mole), 1353 nucleotides. It is a transcript of the gene FEZ2, whose product is annotated as fasciculation and elongation protein zeta 2 (zygin II). Lineage: Eukaryota; Metazoa; Chordata; Mammalia; Afrosoricida; Chrysochloridae. The record is from RefSeq and is a predicted model, not a curated record. The coding region runs from base 1 to 1353 and encodes 450 amino acids. Gene Ontology annotation, cellular component: cytoplasm; axon. The transcript is spliced from 10 exons.
AUGGCGGCUGACGGGGACUGGCAGGAUUUCUAUGAGUUCCAGGAGCCUACCCCGAGCCUCCAGGACCAGGAGAACUGUAACGAGAGCUCCGAGGAAGGCGCAGGAGCUGGCGUGGGAGGCGACGGCUUCCCGGCGCUGGUCUGCAGCUUGGAGGAGAAACUGAGCCAGUGUUUUCGCCCAUCGGGCACGGGCGCCGAGCCCCCGAGGGUGGCGGUGCGGCCCAUCACCGAGUGCAGCCUCUUGCAGGGGGACGAGAUUUGGAAUGCCCUGACAGAUAAUUAUGGGAACGUAAUGCCUGUGGACUGGAAGUCAUCCCACACCAGGACCUUACACUUGCUUACUCUGAACCUCUCAGAAAAAGAGAUUGGUGACACUUUCCUGUUUGACACAUCAGAUGAUGAGGAACUUCGAGAACAGUUGGAUAUGCACUCUAUCAUUGUCUCCUGCGUCAGCGAGGAGCCCCUCUUCACUGCGGAUCAGGUUAUUGAAGAAAUCGAAGAAAUGAUGCAAGAAUCCCCAGACCCAGAAGAUGAUGAAACCCCCUCACAGUCUGAUCGACUCUCGAUGCUGUCCCAGGAAAUUCAGACCCUGAAGAGAUCUAGUACAAGCAGUUAUGAAGAGAGAGUGAAAAGGCUCUCAGUGUCUGAGUUAAAUGAGCUCCUGGAAGAAAUUGAGACCACCAUUAAGGAUUACUCUGAAGAGCUGGUGCAGCAGUUGGCCCUGAGAGAUGAACUGGAGUUUGAAAAGGAAGUGAAAAACAGCUUCAUUUCUGUUCUUAUUGAAGUGCAAAACAAACAGAAAGAGCACAAAGAAACAGCCAAAAAGAAGAAGAAACUCAAAAACAGCACCUCUCAGAAUGGCAAGCAUGACAGGAGUCACCACGUGCCCGGCACACGCUUCAGCAUGGAAGGGAUCUCAAAUGUCAUUCAGAAUGGCCUCCGCCACACCUUUGGAAAUUCAGGUGGAGAGAAACAGUACUUGACAACAGUCAUUCCUUAUGAGAAAAAAAACGGACCACCAUCUGUUGAAGAUCUUCAAAUAUUAACAAAAAUUCUUUGUGCCAUGAGGGAGGACAGUGAAAAGGUCCCAAGCUUGCUAACUGAUUAUAUACUGAAAGGAUUUAGCACCUCUUCCAUGCAGAGUCCAUCCAUGCGUGAAGCCCUGAGCAGCCCUGGAGAGGUCAGGAUGGGCAGUGGGUCCUUGCUAGGUUCUGCAGAGCUGUUUAGGAAUGAUCAAAAUCCUCCUUAUGUCUGGAGCUUUGAGACAUUCCCAAAAGCUAUGGCAGCUUACGACAUCAAUGCAUAUGGGACUUGCUAUCAAGGGGCAUUUAAAAUUCCAUUUAAACAUCCAUGA